GAGGCAACCCUAGUUGAGAGACUCAGCUUCUAUAUAAUAACAAUUUAGAGACUCUCUCCGUCGUGCUUUUAUAAGAGGCGGAUUCUAGUCCGAGUCCGAUUCUCUUUUCAUAUCUUUUCUUUGAUUAGUUUCUUUAUCCUCUGCUUCUCAAAUGGGUUCCGCUGAAGUCGAGUACAGAUGCUUCGUCGGCGGGCUCGCAUGGGCCACCGACAGCCGUUCCCUCGAAGAAGCCUUCUCUACGUUUGGCGAGGUCGUUGAAUCGAAGAUCAUUAACGAUCGUGAGACCGGAAGGUCAAGGGGAUUUGGAUUCGUCACUUUCUCUAACGAAAAGGCGAUGAGAGAUGCCAUCGAAGGAAUGAAUGGCCAAAAUCUUGAUGGACGCAGCAUCACCGUCAAUGAGGCCCAAUCACGCGGAAGCGGAGGCGGCGGCGGCGGAGGCCACGGUUACAGCCGUGGAGGAGGCGGUGGUGGUGGUGGUUACAGCCGUGGAGGUGGGGGUGGAUACGGAGGUGGCCGACGCGAGGGUGGUGGCGGCGGAUACGGUGGUAGCGGUGGAUAUGGUGGCCGGCGUGAGGGAGGUUAUGGAGAUGGUGGCCGGCGUGAGGGCGGUUAUGGAGAUGGUGGUGGAGCUCGUUACUCUAACAGAGGAGGGGGUGGGGGCGGUGCCGCUGAAGGAAAUUGGAGAAGUUAAAUUUGAGAGAUUGGCUUUCGGUUGUUAUGUCAACUUUGGUUUGCUCUAUUUUUGAUCGAUGGGUCCUAUGUCACUGCUCGUUGAAAAUAGAUUGUUCUAUGUAGUUACUUGAUAUAUUAAUGGCUGUUUUUGUCAUGAUUUAUAUAAAUAAUAUUCCAAUUUGAUA
Molecule: messenger RNA, 857 nt
Organism: Humulus lupulus (European hop)
Lineage: Eukaryota; Viridiplantae; Streptophyta; Magnoliopsida; Rosales; Cannabaceae
Product: glycine-rich RNA-binding protein-like
Exons: 2
Coding region: 152-691 (179 amino acids)
Molecular function (GO): mRNA binding
Source: RefSeq, a predicted model, not a curated record